Molecule: messenger RNA, 1834 nt
Organism: Harpegnathos saltator (Jerdon's jumping ant)
Lineage: Eukaryota; Metazoa; Arthropoda; Insecta; Hymenoptera; Formicidae
Gene: Amun
Product: protein amun
Exons: 4
Coding region: 158-1186 (342 amino acids)
Source: RefSeq, a predicted model, not a curated record
GCGACGGCGGCGGUGGUGGUGGUAACAACGAGCAGCAGCGACAGCGGCGGCGGUAGCAACGGGAACGGCGGACGACGCGGCGCUUUACGGAGCAACGGCAGCAGGCGGCGCUAGUGCUGCGCCCCGACGGCCGUCGAUCGAAGCCCGCGUUAUCGCAAUGGCUUCCGUGAAAGACACAGCGACUUUCUUCGCGGAGGGUACCGCGGCGCAGUUUGAACACGUUCUCAAACUUUACCCGCAAGCGUUACGUCUGAAAGCCGAUCGGAAGACGAAAAAACCCGAGGAGCUGAUCAAGCUGGACAAUUGGUACCAGAAUGAGCUUCCGAAGAAGAUCAAGUCACGCGGCAAGGACGCGCAUCUCAAUCACGAGGAGCUAGUGCAGACGAUGAAAUGGAAACAAAUACGCGGGAAGUUCUACCCACAGCUGUCGUAUCUGGUGAAAGUGAACACCCCGCGUGCCGUAAUGGCGGAGACGAAGAAAGCGUUCAAGAAGCUUCCGAAUCUCGAGCAGGCGAUCACGGCGCUCUCGAAUCUGAAGGGUGUCGGUACCACGAUGGCGUCGGCCUUGCUCGCCGCGGCGUCGCCGGAGAACGCGCCCUUUAUGGCGGACGAGUGCCUGAUGGCGAUACCGGAGAUUGAGGGUAUCGAUUACACUACUAAGGAAUACCUCAACUUCGUUCAGCACAUUCAGAACACCGUCGAGAGGCUGAACAAACAAACGUCAAACGGUAAAACAUGGAGCCCACACAGAGUCGAGCUGGCGUUAUGGACGCACUACGUAGCAUCAGAGCUCAAGUCAGAGUUGUUAGACGGCAUCCCGGGCUCGACGGAGAACGGCAACUCGCACGGCCCCAGUAACGGCGAGGCGACGGAGCCGUCGGACGACAGCAAUCAGGAAACGAUGAUGGCGAAUGGUAAGGAGACGCCGGCCGCGGUCGCGGGUAUGCUCGAUCCUGCAGCGAUCGAUGAGAACAGCACCACGACGUCCUUCACCGAGGACUCGAUGGACAAGCCGGCGACACCGAUCACCGCCAGCGACGCCGUGGUCGCCAGCGAGGACACCAACGACUCCCUAAUCACCAACGAUGACGACAGCAACAACACGCCGCGACCGACCGAUAGUGAAGAUACCGAGGAGGACUCGCAGGACGCGCAGGAGCCUCCCUCCAAGAAGAGCAAGAAGUGACCCGAUCGGCUCGCAACGAGCAACAGCGUCAGCACUUUUGUGCCCGCCCGAAGUCUGUCGAUCAUCGCGGCGCGUCGUCGAUUUUGAAUCAGGACUGACGUACGGACAGACAGACAAACGGACGGACGGACGGACGGACGGACAGACUGAUGGACGAACAAACGAACGAACGAACGAACGAACGCACGCUCGCACGUACGUACGCAUGCACGCACGCACGCACGCACGCAAGAACGAACAAACGAACGAACGAACGGACACACUUAGACGGAUGAACGAACGAAGGCACAGACGGAAGGAACAAACAAACAAACAAACGGACGGAUGGACGGAUAAACGGACGGACGGACGGACGGAUGAAUGGGUGAAGGAUGAACGCGGACGUAUGAAUCUGUGAGCGUACGGACGAAUGAAUAUUCCAAUGGAUGUUUGUGGACGAGAAGAGACGCGGAUGAAUAGCUGGCUGGCUGGCUGAUUGACUGGAUGAGGCGGGUGAGUGGAUGAACAGAUGAGCGAAUGAACGGACGACAGACGAACGGACGGAACGGAUGCGUGAGAAUGGAUAGAUGAGUGGAUGAACGACGAGUGAGUGGAUAGGUGAAUUCAUAGACAGACAGAUGAAAGGAUGGAUGGUUGGAUGAGUGGAUG